This is a messenger RNA of Engraulis encrasicolus (European anchovy), 2040 nucleotides long. RefSeq names its product FERM domain containing 8 (gene frmd8). Gene Ontology annotation, cellular component: cytoskeleton; plasma membrane. The coding region runs from base 431 to 1873 and encodes 480 amino acids. Gene Ontology annotation, biological process: negative regulation of canonical Wnt signaling pathway. NCBI's taxonomy places the organism in Eukaryota, Metazoa, Chordata, Actinopteri, Clupeiformes, Engraulidae. The transcript is spliced from 11 exons. The record is from RefSeq and is a predicted model, not a curated record.
AAUAAAUAUGUGGUCACGGGCAAAAUGAGACAACCAAAUCUUACUGUAGACAUGGGUUCCUCACAGUGUAGCAUAGCAUCAUAGCUAUUCAUUCUUUCUUGUAUUCACUGAAAACGAUUACUAUAGUUCUAGGCUAUAUAAGUGACCUAUUCACCCCAUGCCACUUUUCGCUACUGGCGUUUGACAUGUGGUGCAUAAUAAAUUCCACCAGGUGGCGCCAAUACUGCAUGUCUUCCUCGGGGGUUUUGGUUUUCCAUGCGUCUUCUUCCGGGGCGUGGUGUUCCGUUGGUGUGUGCGUUUACCACAAAUGUUUUCCAGUAGGAGGCAAACACAGCUGCUGUUGUUUUCCAGGGUACUCUGAUUUCUGGACUGACUUUUGAACAAAGCUACCGCCUUUUCAGUUUAACGCGGACAGCUGUAGCGUUACCAGAUGGAGGGAGAUGAUUCCGAGUUUCCCCCAGAGUCAUCGGAACAUUCUCACUCGCAGAGGGGUAGUGUUGCCUCCUCUGUCACUCGCGCCCAAGAUGUGCUGGUGUACUUGGUGACCGACAGUGCUGUGCACCUGUGCGUGGAGGGGGUGGGCGGCGUGACCGUGCAGGAAAUGGGCCGCAGCGUCCGAGAAGCCCUCAGCGUCCCCGACAUGGCCCACGAUGCCUUCGCUUUCUGGCUCUGCUCGCCUCUGCUGGAGUUACAGCUGAAACCAAAGCACCAGCCGUAUAAACUGUGCCGGCAGUGGCAGGACCUGCUGUAUCGCUUCACUGAAGCUUCAGAAGACGACAUCGCUCAAGACGAGCCGUGUUUACAGUACAGAAGAAACGUUUUCUACCCCAAGUUGAAAGAACUUCAGAUCAAAGACGAGGGGGUGUUGAGGCUCCUGUAUGACGAGGCGCGCAUGAACAUCCUGGACGGCCGCUACCCGUGCGACCCGGAGCACUGGCUGGCCUUGGGGGCACUGUCCUGUGCCAUCGAGCUCGGAGCUGGACUGGACGAGCAGAAGCUCCUCGCAGCCGUCAGGGAGAAGAAGCUGUCGUGGUUCCUGCCGGGCCACCUGGUGGUGGGCGGCGGCUUCCUGUCCACGCUGCGGGGGAAGGGUGCGCGGCAGGCCGAGCUGGAGCAGAGUCUGGUGAGGGAGUACCAGCGCCUCAGCCAGGACACCACCAGCAGCAGCGGCGGCGGCGGCAGCCAGGAGGCCACACACUACCUGAGGCAGUACCUCAGCACCUGCCACACACUGCCUUACUACGGAUGUGCGUUCUUCUCGGCGGAGAUCGAUAAGCCUGCCCAGGGACUCCUCCACCGGAGCGGACGCAAGGCCGUCACUGUAGGCAUCAGCCUGGAGGGAGUCUAUGUCAUGGAUGUCAAGGAAAAGCACGUGCUCCUGGGUCUGCGCUUUAAUGAGCUGUCCUGGGACCACAGCUACCCCGACGGUGAGGGAGACUCGCACAUCCUCUGGCUGGAGUUCGACGGGGAGGAGGCCGGCACUGCUGUCAACAAACUACUGAAGAUUUACUCCAAGCAGGCGGAGCUGAUGAGUGGCCUGAUCGAGUUCUGUGUGGAGCUGCGCUCGGCCGGUGAAGCAGCAGCGGUCGCAGCUGCGGCGACAGGUAUGGACGGUGAGGUGUCGCCCACCCAGGCGCCCACUAGCCAGCCGGGCACCACGGAGCGGCCCAGAGGCAACCGGAGAGGGAAGCUACGCAGGCAGAGCAGCGUGGUGUGCAGCCGCGUGCAUUCACUCAACACCAUCAGCUAUGUGGAUGACGGAAAAGAAAUCAAGCGUCUGAAACCAAAAAGGGCUGCCUCCUUCUUCACCCGGCAGGCCCCCCCUCAGGACUACGCCGCCGUGCAGGUAGCUGACAGUCUGGAGCAGGGCUGAGAGCCCCCCCGGGGCCCCCCCAAAACUCAGCCACCAUCCACAGGGCUGAGGACCAGGGGAGGAGGGCCUCACUCUCAGCCACCAUCCGACCAAAACAACUGCUGCACGUCAAACAUCCAAGGGGAGAGGAGGACGAACAAGGAGUUGGAAAGACUAUUUAAACUGGA